CGUGCCCGCGCUUUUCCCAGAAGAGGAAAAGGAGUCUAUCCUCAGUCAGAUUGGACAAGAGGCUUUGAAGCAAGGGGUGGGCCCGGCCAAGGAGUCCAUGUGGCAGUACUUCGUGAACAAGAGUGCGGGUAACCUGCACAUUGUCCUGGGCAUGUCGCCGGUGGGGGACACCCUGAGGACCCGCUGCAGAAAUUUCCCAGGUCUAGUAAAUAACACUGGUAUCGACUGGUUCAUGCCCUGGCCUUCCCAAGCUCUGCAUGCAGUGGCUAAGUCAUUUUUAGGGACAAAUCCACUGAUCCCAGUAGAAAAUAUGGAAGAUCUGGUAGAACAUGUUGUUUUGGUCCACGAAUCCGUGGGUGAAUUCAGCAAACAAUUUCUACAGAAACUGAGGCGCAGCAACUACGUAACUCCCAAGAACUACCUGGAUUUUAUUAACACGUAUUCGAAAUUACUGGAUGAGAAAACUCAGUAUAAUAUGGCUCAGUGCAGGCGUCUGGAGGGCGGGCUGGACAAGCUGAAGGAGGCCACCGUCCAGCUGGACGAGCUGAACCAGAAGCUGGCCGAGCAGAAGAUUGUGCUGGCGGAGAAGUCGGCUGCCUGCGAGGCCCUGCUGGAGGAGAUCGCCACCAAUACAGCCAUAGCGGAGGAAAAGAAGAAGCUGGCGGAGGAAAAAGCCAUGGAGAUAGAGGAGCAAAACAAGAUCAUCGCGGCGGAGAAGACUGAGGCCGAGACGGCCCUGGCCGAGGUCAUGCCCAUCCUGGAGGCCGCCAAGCUGGAGCUGCAGAAACUGGACAAGUCAGAUGUGACCGAGAUUAGGUCAUUUGCUAAGCCCCCGAAGCAGGUGCAGACGGUCUGUGAAUGCAUCCUCAUCCUGAAGGGGCACAAAGAGCUCAACUGGAAAACCGCCAAAGGCAUGAUGUCCGACCCCAACUUCCUGAGGUCUCUGAUGGAGAUUGACUUUGACUCAAUUACCCAGAGCCAAGUGAAAAAUAUCAGAGGCCUCUUGAAGACCCUCAGUACCACGACUGAGGACAUGGAAGCCGUGAGCAGGGCAGGCUUGGGGAUGCUGAAAUUUGUGGAAGCUGUGAUGGGCUACUGUGACGUUUUUAGAGAAAUCAAGCCCAAGAGAGAGAAGGUGGCCAGGCUGGAGCGGAAUUUUUACUUGACCAAACGUGAGCUGGAGAGGAUCCAGAAUGAGCUGGCAGCAAUCCAGAGAGAACUGGAAGCUCUGGGGGCCAAGUACGAGGCGGCCGUACUGGCGAAGCAGAAGCUGCAGGAAGAAGCCGAGAUCAUGGAGAGACGGCUGAUCGCGGCCGACAAGCUCAUCUCGGGGCUGGGGGCUGGGAAUGUCAGGUGGCUGAACGAUUUGGACGAGCUGAUGCACCGGCGCGAGAAGUUGCUGGGCGACUGCCUGCUGUGCGCAGCCUUCCUGAGCUAUGAGGGCGCCUUCACGUGGGAGUUCCGGGACGAGAUGGUCAACCAGGUCUGGCAGAGCGACAUCCUGGAGCGGGGGAUCCCCCUGAGCCAGCCCUUCAGACUCGAGAACUUGCUCACGGACGACGUUGAGAUCAGCAGGUGGGGCUCCCAGGGGCUGCCCCCCGACGAGCUCUCGGUUCAGAACGGCAUCCUCACCACCCGGGCCAGCCGCUUCCCCCUCUGCAUCGACCCGCAGCAGCAGGCCCUCAACUGGAUAAAGAGAAAAGAGGAGAAGAACAGCCUGCGGGUGGCUUCCUUUAAUGACCCCGACUUCCUCAAGCAGCUGGAGAUAUCCAUAACGUACGGGACGCCUUUCCUGUUCCACGAUGUGGAUGAGUACAUCGACCCUGUGAUUGAUAACGUCUUAGAAAAGAAGAUCAGGGUCUCCCAAGGACGGCAGUUUAUCAUACUGGGGGACAAGGAAGUGCACUAUGAUCCGAAUUUCAGACUGUACCUGGACACCAAGCUGGCCAACCCCAGAUAUAGCCCAUCCGUGUUUGGGAAAGCCAUGGUGAUCAAUUAUACUGUCACGCUGAAAGGCCUGGAGGACCAGCUGCUGAGCGUGCUGGUGGCCUACGAGAGGCGAGAGCUGGAGGAGCAGAGGGGGCAUCUCAUCCAGGAGACGAGCGAGAACAGGAACCUGCUGAAGGGCCUGGAGGACUCCCUCCUCCGGGAACUGGCCACCUCCACGGGGAACAUGCUGGACAGUGUGGAGCUGCUGCAGACCCUGGAGGAGACCAAAUCCAAAGCCACGGAGGUAUCAGAGAAGCUCAGGCUGGCGGAGAAGACAGCCCUGGACAUCGACAGGCUGCGGGACGGCUACCGGCCGGCCGCCCGGAGGGGAGCCAUCCUGUUCUUCGUGCUGUCGGAGAUGGCCCUGGUGAGCUCCAUGUACCAGCACUCCCUGAUCGCCUUCCUGGAGGUCUUCGGCUUGUCACUCAAGAAGUCGUUGCCCGACUCCAUUCUUAUGAAGCGAUUAAGGAACAUCAUGGACACGCUGACCUUCAACAUCUAUAACUACGGCUGCGCAGGGUUGUUUGAGAGGCACAAGUUACUUUUUUCUUUCAAUAUGACUAUCAAGAUAGAACAAGCAGAGGGGAGAGUCCCCCAGGAAGAAUUAGAUUUCUUCUUAAAAGGAAACACUUCCCUGGAGAAAAGCAAACGGAAGAAGCCCUGUGCUUGGUUGUCCGACCAGGGAUGGGAGGACAUCAUUCUUUUAUCAGAGAUGUUUCCAGACAACUUUGGGGCUCUUCCUGAUGAUGUGGAGGAGCAUCUGACUGUCUGGCAGGAGUGGUAUGACCUGGAUUCACUUGAGCAGUUUCCAUUGCCCCUGGGUUAUGAUGACAACAUCACCCCUUUCCAGAAGUUGCUUAUUUUGCGCUGUUUCCGUGUGGAUCGGGUAUAUCGGGCCGUGACUGACUACGUGACUGUAACAAUGGGAGAGAAGUACGUGCAGCCUCCGAUGAUCAGCUUUGAAGCCAUCUUUGAGCAGAGCACGCCCAACUCGCCCAUUGUGUUUAUCCUGAGUCCUGGCUCUGACCCUGCCAGUGACCUAAUGAAAUUAGCCGAGCACAGUGGUUUUGGAGGGAACCGCCUCAAAUUCCUUGCCAUGGGUCAAGGUCAAGAAAAGGUGGCCCUACAGCUGCUGGAGGUGGCGGUGGCUCGAGGGCAGUGGCUGAUGCUGCAGAACUGCCAUCUCCUGGUCAAGUGGCUGAAGGAUCUGGAGAAGUCCCUGGAGAGGAUCACCAAGCCCCACCCCGACUUCCGCCUGUGGCUCACCACGGACCCCAGCGAGGGCUUCCCCAUCGGGAUCCUGCAGAAGUCCUUGAAGGUUGUCACCGAGCCACCCGACGGGCUGAAACUCAACCUGAGAGCGACGUACUUCAAGAUCUCUCCUGAGAUGCUGGACCAGUGUCCACACCCUGCUUUCAAGUCCCUGGUCUACGUGUUGGCGUUCUUCCAUGCUGUGGUGCAGGAGAGGAGGAAGUUCGGGAAGAUCGGGUGGAACGUGUACUACGACUUCAACGAGUCUGACUUCCAGGUCUGCGUGGAAAUUCUGAACACGUACUUGACGAAAGCUUUCCAGCAGCACGACCCUCGGAUCCCGUGGGGCAGCCUCAAGUACCUAAUCGGGGAGGUCAUGUACGGAGGACGGGCCAUCGACAGCUUUGACCGGCGUGUCCUGACCAUCUACAUGGAUGAAUACCUGGGAGACUUCCUUUUCGAUACUUUCCAGCCUUUCCACUUCUUCCGGAGCAAGGAAGCGGACUACAGAAUCCCCACGGGGGACGGCAAGGACACAUUUGUCGAAGCCAUUGAGGCCCUCCCUCUGGCCAACACGCCUGAAGUGUUGGGGCUUCACCUCAACGCUGAGACUGGAUAUUACACUCAAGCAGCUCGAGACAUGUGGUCUCACGUGCUGGAGCUGCAGCCUCAGACGGGGGGAUGCAGCACUGGCGCCAGCCGAGAUGAUUACACCGGCCGUGUGGCCAAGGACAUAGAAAACAAGAUGCCCAAAGUCUUUGACUUGGGCCUGGUCAGGAAGCAGCUGGGGACGGCCACCUCCCCCACCUCAGUGGUGCUCCUGCAGGAGCUGGAGCGCUUCAACAAGCUUGUCAUACGGAUGUCCACGUCCCUGGCUGAACUUCAGAGGGCCUUGGCUGGAGAAGUUGGGAUAAGCAGUGAAUUAGAUGAUGUAGCCAGGUCCCUCUUUCUCGGGCAAAUCCCUAACAUCUGGAGAAAGCUCGCUCCUGACACCUUAAAGUCCCUUGGAAACUGGAUGCCCUACUUCCUGCGGAGGUUCAGCCAGUACACGACGUGGGUCACCGAGAGUGAGCCCAGUGUGAUGUGGCUCUCGGGGCUGCACAUCCCAGAAUCCUACCUCACGGCCCUGGUGCAGGCCACCUGCCGGAGGAACGGCUGGCCGCUGGACCGCUCCACCUUGUUCACGCAAGUGACCAGGUUCCAAGAUGCAGAUGAAGUGAAUGAGCGGGCGGGACAAGGAUGCUUUGUCUCGGGACUCUAUCUAGAAGGCGCUGACUGGGAUAGAGAGAGAGGAUGUCUUACCAAGAGCAAAUCCAAGGUGCUGGUCGUCGACCUGCCGAUCCUGAAGAUCAUCCCCAUUGAAGCCCGUCGCCUCAAACUGCAGAACACUUUCCGGACGCCCGUCUACACCACCUCCACGAGAAGGAACGCCAUGGGGGUCGGCUUGGUUUUUGAAGCCGAUCUCUUUACCACGAAGCACAUUUCUCACUGGGUCCUGCAAGGGGUGUGCCUCACCCUGAAUUCUGAUUAACCCUCUGGGUGAAGAAAACGGCACGAGAUUCUAAGUCUGUGGCCGGCAGCGGAUGUGCUGGGAAUUCGUGAAGACUCAUCAUCUGCUGUCACUUCUUGGGGCCUCUCGAGGCAGGAGGGGGCUUGACACUGAUUUUUUUCUUUCAUUUGAAAUCAGCCAUUUAUAUCUCUUUCCAUGUAAGUUAACCUGAAUGGUUUUAGUUUUUUUUUUAACUUUUAAAAAAGGGAUUCUGGGGUAUUCAAAAAGUAAAUGCAAAA
Molecule: messenger RNA, 5028 nt
Organism: Physeter macrocephalus (sperm whale)
Lineage: Eukaryota; Metazoa; Chordata; Mammalia; Artiodactyla; Physeteridae
Product: dynein axonemal heavy chain 10-like
Exons: 27
Coding region: 98-4771 (1557 amino acids)
Biological process (GO): microtubule-based movement
Cellular component (GO): dynein complex
Molecular function (GO): minus-end-directed microtubule motor activity
Source: RefSeq, a predicted model, not a curated record